This is a messenger RNA of Populus nigra (black poplar), 694 nucleotides long. RefSeq lists its product as uncharacterized. The record is from RefSeq and is a predicted model, not a curated record. The coding region runs from base 170 to 517 and encodes 115 amino acids. The transcript has 3 exons. Gene Ontology annotation, molecular function: phenylpyruvate tautomerase activity. NCBI's taxonomy places the organism in Eukaryota, Viridiplantae, Streptophyta, Magnoliopsida, Malpighiales, Salicaceae.
UUUAUUAUUUUCCUCCAAUCCCAGAAAAGCUCCCUUCUAGUAGUUUAGGAAGGAAGCGUUAUCUAUCUCCAAACCUAUCCCAUCCAUCCAUUCAUACAACAAAGAAAGGUCUUAGCCAACAUAGCCCCUUCCCCCUCCCCUUCCCCUUCCCACCAGAAAGAAAAAAGAAAUGCCAACCUUGAAUCUCUUCACAAACAUACCAGUUGAUGCUGUUACAACCUCCGAUAUUCUCAAAGAUGCCACCAAGGCUCUUUCUAAAAUCAUUGGCAAACCUGAAUCUUAUGUGAUGGUUGUGAUGCAUGGAGGGGUACCUAUUGUAUUUGCGGGAACAGAAGCACCAGCUGCGUUUGCUGAAGUAAUCUCCAUUGGUGGACUUGGGCAAAGUGUUAACGCAAAACUGAGUUCAACUAUUGCAGAUAUUCUUCAAACUAAGCUCUCCAUUGAUAGCUCCCGUUUUUAUAUAAAGUUUUUCGAUUCCCCGCGCCCGUUCUUCGGCUUUAACGGCACGACUUUCUGAUGAUCUCCAAAUCUAGUUAAUUCAAAUCUAUAGGUAAGCCUGUAUAUGGCCAUUGUAAGCCAUGUUUGGAUUUCAAUCUGGUGAUUGUUUAUUCUCAAGUUAUUGUUUUCUCAAAGGCAGUGCUCCAUAAAUCCUUUUAUACCUAAAGAUUAAAAUGUUCAGCAUUUCUUUCCUUCA